This is a messenger RNA of Ceratotherium simum simum (southern white rhinoceros), 3894 nucleotides long. NCBI's taxonomy places the organism in Eukaryota, Metazoa, Chordata, Mammalia, Perissodactyla, Rhinocerotidae. The record is from RefSeq and is a predicted model, not a curated record.
UUGCCACCCUUGUUCCCCGCGAGCUACGGGGCGGCGCGAGCCCUUUAAGAACAGCAGGACCGGCGAGCAGUAGCUGGGAGGAGAGCGCAGUCGCCCGGCGGGCUCAGGAGGACACGGCGCUGAGGACCAGGCUCAGGGAACCGGCUGUGCGCAGCCAAGCCGGGGCGCGCCCCAAUCGCCCCUCCCCAACCUUGUCGUCUCCUCCGAACUGAGGCCGGGGGCCCUCCCCUGCUGCCCGCUCCGCCCCGGUCCCGCCCCAGCCCUGGCUGCCGGGACCGGGAGCCGGGACGCGGGAGCUGCAGCCGGAGGCAGGUAAGGAGGGCCCGGAGUCUCCAUCCCCGGCUCGUGGCAGCGCUAAGCAUCUUGGCCCCGCACCGGCCCGGGGGCGCGUCAAGGCCGGCCGCGUGAUGGCGGAGAAGGCGCUGGAGGCCGUGGGCUGUGGGCUAGGACCCGGGGCUGUGGCCAUGGCUGUGGCGCUGGAGGACGGGGCGGAGCCCCCGGUGCUGACCACGCACCUGAAGAAGGUGGAGAACCACAUAACCGAAGCCCAGCGCUUCUCCCACCUCCCCAAGCGCUCAGCUGUGGACAUCGAGUUCGUGGAGCUGUCCUAUUCCGUGCGGGAGGGGCCCUGCUGGCGCAAACGGGGGUAUAAGACCCUCCUCAAGUGCCUGUCGGGUAAAUUCUGCCGCCGGGAGCUGAUUGGCAUCAUGGGCCCCUCAGGGGCUGGCAAGUCCACAUUCAUGAACAUCUUGGCAGGAUACAGGGAGUCUGGAAUGAAGGGGCAGAUCCUGGUCAAUGGGAGGCCACGGGAACUGAGGACCUUCCGCAAGAUGUCCUGUUAUAUUAUGCAGGAUGACAUGCUGCUGCCACACCUCACGGUGCUGGAAGCCAUGAUGGUCUCUGCUAACCUGAAGCUGAGUGAGAAGCAAGAGGUGAAGAAGGAGCUGGUGACAGAGAUCCUGACGGCACUGGGCCUGAUGUCCUGCUCCCACACGAGGACAGCCCUGCUCUCCGGGGGGCAGAGGAAGCGCCUGGCUAUCGCCCUGGAGCUGGUCAACAACCCGCCUGUCAUGUUCUUUGAUGAGCCCACCAGUGGUCUGGACAGUGCCUCCUGUUUCCAAGUGGUGUCUCUCAUGAAGUCCCUGGCCCAGGGGGGCCGUACCAUCAUCUGCACCAUCCACCAGCCCAGUGCCAAGCUCUUUGAGAUGUUUGACAAGCUCUACAUCCUGAGCCAGGGUCAAUGCAUCUUCAAGGGUGUGGUCACCAACCUGAUCCCCUAUCUGAAGGGGCUCGGCUUGCACUGCCCUACCUACCACAACCCAGCUGACUUCAUCAUUGAGGUGGCCUCUGGAGAGUAUGGAGACCUGAACCCCAUGCUGUUCAGGGCUGUGCAGAAUGGGCUGUGUGCCAUGGCUGAGAAGAAGAGCAGCCCCGAGAAGAACGAGGUCCCUGCCCCCUGCCCUCCUUGCCCUCCGGAAGUGGAUCCCAUAGAAAGCCACACCUUUGCCACCAGCACCCUCACACAGUUCUGCAUCCUCUUCAAGAGGACCUUCUUGUCCAUCCUCAGGGACACGGUCCUGACCCACCUACGGUUCAUGUCCCAUGUGCUGAUCGGCGUGCUCAUUGGUCUUCUCUACCUACACAUCGGUGACGAUGCCAGCAAGGUCUUCAACAACACUGGCUGCCUCUUCUUCUCCAUGUUGUUCCUCAUGUUUGCUGCCCUUAUGCCAACUGUGCUCACCUUCCCCUUAGAGAUGGCAGUCUUCAUGAGGGAGCAUCUCAAUUACUGGUACAGUCUCAAAGCAUAUUACCUGGCCAAGACCAUGGCUGAUGUGCCCUUUCAGGUGGUGUGCCCGGUGGUGUACUGCAGCAUCGUGUACUGGAUGACAGGCCAGCCAGCUGAGAGCAGCCGCUUCCUGCUCUUCUCAGCCCUGGCUACCGCCACAGCCUUGGUGGCACAGUCUUUGGGGCUGCUGAUCGGAGCUGCUUCCAACUCCCUACAGGUGGCCACUUUUGUGGGCCCAGUUACCGCCAUCCCUGUCCUCCUGUUCUCUGGUUUCUUUGUCAGCUUCAAGACCAUCCCCACUUACCUGCAAUGGAGCUCUUACCUCUCCUACGUCAGGUAUGGUUUUGAGGGUGUGAUUCUGACCAUCUAUGGCAUGGAGCGAGGAGACCUGACCUGCUUGGAGGAACACUGCCCAUUCCGGGAGCCACAGAGUAUCCUGCGAGCACUGGAUGUGGAGGAUGCCAAGCUCUACAUGGACUUCCUGGUCUUGGGCAUCUUCUUCCUGGCCCUGCGGCUACUGGCAUACCUCGUGCUCCGUUACCGGGUUAAGUCGGAGAGAUAGAGCCUUGCCCUGGCCUGCGCCCCAGCCCCUGCAGCAGGAAGCCCCCAGCCCCAGCCCUCUGGGACUGUUUUAACCUUGUAGACUCGGGCACUGGUUGCUGGCGCAGCUGCCCUCCCCUCUCUCGGCUCCUUCACAGGCUGGCUGUGAACUGCGGACUGUGCUCCCAGCCUUGGCCCCGGGAGCAGGGGUUCCAGCCCUCCCUGCCAUGCCCAGGAGUCUUCCCAAGUCGAUGCAGUUUGUAGCUUCCUCCCCACUCUCUCCAACAUCUGCAUGCAAAGACCACUAGGAGGCUGCCAUCCUCCUUCCAGCCGUCCGCACCCUCCUCUGUUGUCUGCCUGGGAGCCCCAGGCUCUCCAGGCCCCUACUUACAACCGACCAAAGUGGCCCCUCUGGGGGUCCCCACCACACAAGUGUUUGUAAACUGGGGUGUUCUAAGGUUGGGGUUCCAGGGCUGGGCCCUGGUGGGAUCCCAUGGAAGUCCCAUUUGGAUGCUGGAAUGGAGCAGGGAAGGACUCUGGAAGUCUCUUCCUCCUCCUCACCUUCUCCCCACCCCCAGACCCUCGUUGACUCGGACAAUGUGCUGGGACAGAAGCUGGGUUUUCUGUCUGGGUCAUCCCUCCCAAUCCUGGGGAUUGGAGAGGCCUGGGGCCACGGGAUGCCACAUCUCCUGUCCCAUCACCCUUGGUGGGGGCAGGGCCUGGUGGCACCUCUGCAAUAAUGUCUGUGUUUCUCUCUCACCUGCCACUGGAACUGGAGAAAGCACUUUAUUCUGGGGCAUGAGUGGGAGAAGACCCAAGCCUCCUUUCUCUGCUCCUGUGGCAUGGUCCUGCAACGCUCCCUCCCCUCUCCAGAGUUACAGGCACAUACAUGGGAAGAGGCAAUCUCAGCCCUACACACACUCACCGUCCCCUAUGGCUCAGAGGAAGAGUGAUGGUGGCAUGCUGGUGGUGGGUGCUGCAGGGAGGGCAGUGCCAACCUCCUUCUGGGGAUCCCGUUUUGACUCUAAGGAUGAGGCUGGUGCAGCCCAGGGUGUCUCCAGGAUCUGCAGGUGUCUACCCCCCAGUCUUCCCUCCCUCCCAAGCCAGGGGUGGCACAGAGCACUAGCUCCAUGGAGUUCAGGACCCAACACAAGCACAAGCACGGGCAUAAGUUGGCCUUGGCCACUGCCACCCCAUGGACCUUCUUUUGUGCAUCCAGCUGGCAUUCUUACUCCCCACUCCAUCCCCAGCUGCUUGCUGCUCAGUCAAACUCCUGUCCGUGUCUCGCCACCCCCUUCCCAUCAACCAGGGUGGCCCUUGGGCAUCAGAGCAGCAUGCCCUGGGCACCAGGGUGACAGACACACCUAGAGCAUGUCUGGCUUUCCUGGUGGGUCCAAGCUCAUACUAUUUCUGAGUUCCCUACCCCCCCAGGCUCUUUCUCCCUUGUUCCUGGGCACAUACCUCCCUACCAUCCCGCACCCUGCCUUGGAUUCCCCCCAUGAUGCAGAGAUGCCAGUUGUAUUUGUGGGAUUUCACCCAUUAUUAAUAAAACCUAUAUUUAUACAGUA